Molecule: messenger RNA, 2383 nt
Organism: Onychomys torridus (southern grasshopper mouse)
Lineage: Eukaryota; Metazoa; Chordata; Mammalia; Rodentia; Cricetidae
Gene: Slc16a4
Product: solute carrier family 16 member 4
Exons: 9
Coding region: 231-1733 (500 amino acids)
Biological process (GO): monocarboxylic acid transport; transmembrane transport
Molecular function (GO): monocarboxylic acid transmembrane transporter activity
Source: RefSeq, a predicted model, not a curated record
CUCCCUCAGGAAGUAAAGUCCACUGGCUGGAGUGCCUAAACCACUCUGCACUGCUGCUGACUACAAUGCCUGCUUGUUUUCACCAAGCAGCGGAAUGAAAUUCCUUAGGGAAAAAAGUAACGUUUUAGGAAAAGUAACUAUUUUUCCUCCAGAUUUCCUUGUCUAUAGAGGAUUCAUUUGCUGAACACAUCCUUAAAGCGAUCUUCCAUACAUAACAUAAAGGAAGCAUCAUGAUGAAGAGGGAAGAAAAGGCCCCCCCUUACACUAAAACCCUGGAUGGAGGAUGGGGAUGGAUGAUCGUGUUGCAUUUCUUUCUGGUAAAUGUGUUUGUGAUGGGGAUGACCAAGACAUUUGCAAUUUUCUUUGUGGUCUUUCAAGAAGAGUUUGAAGGCACUUCAGAGCAAAUUGGUUGGAUUGGAUCCAUCAUGUCAUCACUCCGUUUUUGUGCAGGUCCCCUGGCUGCUAUUAUUUGUGACAUACUUGGAGAAAAAACUACGUCCAUUCUCGGGACUUUCCUUGUUUCUGGUGGCUAUCUAGUCAGCAAUUGGGCCACAGGCAUUCCCUUUCUUUGUGUGACUAUGGGACUGUUACCAGGAUUGGGGUCUGCUUUCUUGUACCAAGUAGCUGCUGUGGUAAUUACCAAAUAUUUCAAAAAACGAUUGGGUCUUUCAACAGCGAUUGCCCGUUCUGGAAUGGGACUGACAUUUCUAUUGGCACCCUUUACAAAAUUCCUGAUAGAUCUUUAUGACUGGACAGGUGCUCUUAUAUUAUUUGGAGCUAUUGCAUUGAAUUUGGUGCCUUCCAGUAUGCUCUUAAGACCCAUCCACAUCCAAACAGAGAACAAUUCUGAUAUUAAAAGUAAAGGAAGCAGUUUGUCUGCAACUAGACCAGAGGUAUCAGACAGGACAGAAACAUCACACUGCAAUGAGACACAAGAGUCUUCUAUCAAAGGCAUUUCUAUGAAGAAAUCUGGACCAUCUACUAAAAAUUUAACUGUCUUAGAAAAUCAAAGUGAAGAGUUCAGCAAUGGGCCUCACAAGAACAGACUGUUACUUAUGAGCAAUGACAAAAGUUACCAGAAAAAGUUUGUUUCAUGGAACUGUAAACAAAAUCUUUUAGAUAUUUCUCUCUUUAGAAAUCCUUUCUUCUAUAUAUUUACCUGGUCUUUUCUCCUCAGUCAAUUAGCAUAUUUCAUUCCUACUUUUCACCUAGUAGCCAGAGCCAAAACACUUGGAAUUGACGUAAUGGAUGCCUCCUACCUUGUGUCUGUAGCUGGUAUCACUGAGACAGUCAGUCAGCUCAUUUCUGGAUGGAUUGCUGAUCAGAACUGGAUCAAGAAGUAUCAAUACCACAAGCUUUACCUCAUUCUGUGUGGUGUAACUAACCUGCUUGCUCCUUUGGCCACCACAUUCCCACUCCUUAUGGCCUACACAAUCUUUUUUGCCAUUUUUGCUGGUGGCUACCUGGCACUAAUACUCCCAGUACUGGUUGAUCUAUCUAAGAAUUCUAGAGUACACAAGUUUUUGGGAUAUGCCAGUUUCUUUGCUGGAAUGGCUGUCCUUUCUGGACCACCAAUAGCAGGCUGGAUAUAUGACUAUACACAGACAUACACAGGCUCUUUCUACUUCUCUGGCACCUGCUAUCUCCUCUCUUCAGUCUCCCUGUUCUUUGUACCACUGGCUGAAAGAUGGAAAAGCAAACAGUCUGACCAUCAAAGGACUACAAUCAAGUAAGAGCUUAACAAAAGAAAAUCUAAACAAGCCACUGGAAACAAAAGCUUAGAAGAAAAGGCUUCGUAAAAAUGAGAAAGUAAGAGACAUAAUUAAGAUUCCUUCUUGCUUUAUUAGCACUGCCAAGAUGUCCAAUUGGUGGGAAGAGUAAUAGCAACUUAAAUUGUUGGUACUUAAUCAAACAAGCUAAAAAUUGAAUCAGUUGAAGCAGCUACCUUACCUAUUGAAUGAAAAUCACAAUGUACUAUCAUAAAUAAAUUCAAACUUUCAUUUCUGCUAUGGUAAUGUGACAACUGUAAACUAUUUUUUAUUUAAAUAUAGUAAUUGGUUGACUAGAGCUCUAGAAUCUGAAUAAAGCCUUACUUAGUGACAAGAACGGUAUAUCCCCUCCAAAACAAGUUUAUUGUUGUUUAUGGACUAUAAGUAAUCUUCAAUUAUUUUGUCUCUUAAAUUUCUAGUGAACUGCUAACAAAAAUAAAACUUGAUAAAAAUCUUUAUUUGAUGAUCAUUUGAAUGGUAUUACUGUCCACUUAAACAGUAUUUUUUUCACUACAUUUAAUUAUUUAAAAUAUUUUUAUUAAGCAUCUAGAUGACUCUUCAGAGUUCCAUAUGGAAGUUAAAGAGGUGGUCUUAGAAGGAAAUAUGUUUAAAUC